Molecule: messenger RNA, 729 nt
Organism: Capsicum annuum
Lineage: Eukaryota; Viridiplantae; Streptophyta; Magnoliopsida; Solanales; Solanaceae
Exons: 3
Coding region: 91-504 (137 amino acids)
Source: RefSeq, a predicted model, not a curated record
GGCCCAUACGUCAAUUAUGGAUCUGCUUGAAAAAAAAAAAAAGGCCUAAACGAGUGAUAGACAAGAGGAAAAAAAUUAAAGAAGACAAGAAUGGCAUCAAAUCUGGGGCCAGCAUUUGCUUAUACAGUGGUGUAUUGUAAAGAUGUUGCUAAAUCUGUUGCUUUUUAUGCUAAAGCUUUUGGCUAUAAUGUUCGUCGCCUAGAUGAGAAUCGCAAAUGGGGAGAAUUGGAGAGUGGAGCUACCACAAUAGCAUUCACGCCAAUCCAUCAGCACGAAACAAAUGACAUAACGGGUCACGUCCAGACCCCGCAAUCCGGGGGCGAUAGGCAACCCAUUGAGCUUUGCUUCGAUUAUGUGGACAUCGAUGCUGCCUACAAGAGAGCAAUUGAAAAUGGGGCAGUUGCAGUGUGCGAGCCUGAGGAGAAGAAAUGGGGACAGAAAGUUGGAUAUGUGAGAGAUCCGGAUGGUAACGUUGUUAGAAUGGGCAGCCACGUCGCAUCCUAAAUAGGCGAACGCGACACAUCAAAGCUUACCAAAGAUGUCCCGUUGAUUUCAGCUGUCACAGUUUGUUUGUUAAUUUAGAUGUGGAAUAAGUUGUAUCCUCGCUGUGUAAUUGUAAUUCAGGAAUAAACAGAAUAGUCAAAAAAAGGUUGGAUCUUGUAAUCUUGAUGUCUGAGAUGAGUUUAUUGUGGUGUGGUGUUUAUCUAGGAGAACUUGUAUGUUGUUCGA